AUGUCCCACCCGUACCAGAAGAAAGCCACGGCGACACCGAGGAGUUUCUCAUCCUUCUCCACCACCGAAAGCAGUAGUGAUACUCCACCCCACUUAUUCACUGAUGAAGAUUUCAUGCCAGCACCGAAGCAUCCUGAGCAAGAUCCUAUUAUAUCCCCAGUUCGAUCAACACUACCAGCCCCAACAGCAGCUCCUAGUCCACCACCAGUUCUAGCACAACCGACUCCAGUGACCGAGCAGUCCACUCCAGCCCAAGCUUCGACCAGCAAGAAGCGAUACAAGAGAACAAUGGGGACUAUACUUCAACCAUCUCCUUCUCAUCCAAAAGCAGUAGACUCAAGAUCCGAGAGCCCUUCCCCUCCCAAACGACGUCCCAGUUGUCUUCUACUUUCACGUGACCUCUGCCCGAGAAAUCUGCCCGGAGGGAUCAGCGCUGCUACAGCUGAUCCUGCUGACCGUGCCGUCUACUCUGCAGAUCCUGUCUGUCCUUGGGCUUCUACAACGGGAUCAUACUGGUUCUUUGGAGGGCAUAAUGAAAGAGUUCAUAGAAACAACGAAGAUAAUAUUGCAAGACCAUGCGACCUCCAUCAAAAAUCAAGGAGCCCUACUUCAGAGCCACAGUUCAUCAUUGAGGGCAUUGGAGAGUCAGAUAAGUUUGAGGGAAGACCGAAGGAAAAUUCAACCCCUGAGACCGUGCAAGCUGAUCAAGAAGUGUCGGAAGAAGCCUCGGUGGAAGAGGAUAAGGACAAGGGUUCAUCGAGUAAAGCGACUGAGGUGACAAAUGAAAAUACCAAGGCAACUUUUGUUCACACCCCAUCAGUACAGAAAGCCAGACCCCACCUCAUUUUCCGCAAAGACUGA
Molecule: messenger RNA, 861 nt
Organism: Hibiscus syriacus
Lineage: Eukaryota; Viridiplantae; Streptophyta; Magnoliopsida; Malvales; Malvaceae
Product: proline-rich receptor-like protein kinase PERK8
Exons: 4
Coding region: 1-861 (286 amino acids)
Source: RefSeq, a predicted model, not a curated record